Messenger RNA from Penicillium samsonianum, 1761 nucleotides. Its product is annotated as sugar porter family MFS transporter. The transcript has 4 exons. The record is from RefSeq and is a predicted model, not a curated record. Lineage: Eukaryota; Fungi; Ascomycota; Eurotiomycetes; Eurotiales; Aspergillaceae. Gene Ontology annotation, molecular function: carbohydrate:proton symporter activity. Gene Ontology annotation, biological process: carbohydrate transport; transmembrane transport. Gene Ontology annotation, cellular component: plasma membrane. The coding region runs from base 1 to 1761 and encodes 586 amino acids.
AUGAAAAUCCCAUUCCUCAGCAAGCUCCGCGGUGGAGGGACAGGGACCAAGUCCCCACCAUUGACGGACUUGUCAGGGGAGUCAGCGAUAGCGGAUCGCGAGAAGAGAGGCAGCAACCUGGAUGAGUCGCGUGUGCCAUGGGUGACAUGGAGGUCUGUGUUGCUAGGCGCGUUUGUUUCGAUUGGUGGUGUCAUUUUUGGAUAUGAUACUGGCCAGAUCUCGGGCUUUUUGGAGAUGCGUAACUUCAAGCAGCGGUUUGCACAGCUGAAGCCUGAUGGGACGUAUAAGUUUAACAAUGUCCGGUCUGGAUUGAUUGUUUCCAUGCUCUCCAUCGGUACAUUGAUAGGAGCUCUCAUUGCCGGACCAUUGACCGACCGCAUUGGCCGAAAAUGGUCCAUCUUCUUCUGGUGCAUUAUCCUCCAUGUCGGAUUGGUCAUUCAGAUCUCCUCACCAGCAGGAAAAUGGUACCAGUUCAUGAUGGGACGAUUCGUAACUGGAUUCGGCGUGGGAGCCUGCUCGCUGCUGGUGCCCAUGUACCAGGGUGAGAUUGCACCACGACACAUCCGAGGAGCGAUGGUGUGCUCCUACCAAUUAUUCGUAACACUAGGCAUCUUCAUUGCAUACUGCAUCAACUUCGGCACAGAGAGUAUGGACAACACCGCAUCAUGGCGAAUCCCACUCGGUAUCACAUUUCUGUGGGGUCUCGUCCUUGGAAUCGGCAUCCUCUUCUUCCCGGAGAGUCCUCGCUUCGACUACCGGAAUGGCCGUGUGGACCGCGCCCAACGCACCAUGUCGAAGCUGUACGGCAUAUCCGAGAACCACCGGGUGAUCGUACAUGAGAUUGCUGAGAUCCAGGAACAGCUGGAUGCCGAGAAGGGGUCACGAGGCGGGAUCCGCGGUUGGCUUGAGAUGUUCCAGGCGCCGCGCAUGGCGUACCGCAUCGUACUUGGCGUUGUGCUUCAAGCUCUGCAGCAGCUUACCGGUGCCAACUACUUCUUCUACUACGGAACGGUGAUCUUCAACGGGGCAGGGAUCGACAACACAUACGUGACGCAGAUGAUCCUGGGCGGAGUGAACUUCGGUACCACAUUCGGCGGACUAUACGUGAUCGAGCACUUCGGAAGACGCAAGUCUCUGAUCGCAGGUGGCAUCUGGAUGUUCAUCUGCUUUAUGGUAUUUGCAUCUGUGGGCCACUUCUCGCUUGACGUUCACACUCCGCGUAACACGCCCGAAGCAGGCAAAGCGAUGGUUGUAUUUGCGUGUCUGUUCAUCACCGGGUUUGCCAUGACGUGGGGCCCUAUGGUAUGGGCGAUUGUGGCCGAGCUGUACCCAUCGCGAUACCGUGCGCGGGCUAUGGCGAUGGCGACGGCGUCGAACUGGCUGUGGAAUUUCCUGAUUGGAUUCUUCACACCUUUCAUCACUGGCGAUAUUGACUUUGCGUAUGGGUAUGUGUUUGCCGGGUGUCUGUUCUUCGCGGUGAUCAUUGUUUACUUCUUUGUUAUAGAGGGCAAGGAUAAGACGCUCGAGGAGAUGGAUAUGAUGUAUGUUAUGCGUGUGCCGCCGUGGAAGAGCAGCAAGUGGAUACCACCAGAGCCCGAGAAUCGGCUCACAACUGAUCAGCUUAUGGAUCGGAAGGUUGCGAAGAAGUAUACCAAGGAAGAGGAGGGUGCGGAGAGCAGGAAGCAGAGGGAGGGGGUGCCUGGACAUUCACAUGCUGAGACUGCGAAUGAUGCUGGGACUGGACCUUCGAAUUUCUCUUGA